Colletotrichum spaethianum is the source of this 945-nucleotide messenger RNA. RefSeq lists its product as uncharacterized. The coding region runs from base 1 to 945 and encodes 314 amino acids. The record is from RefSeq and is a predicted model, not a curated record. NCBI's taxonomy places the organism in Eukaryota, Fungi, Ascomycota, Sordariomycetes, Glomerellales, Glomerellaceae. The transcript has a single exon.
AUGGGUUUAGCACUACACAACAGCUCCGAUGCCCUAGACCUCACCCAGCGGUACCUGUCCCCCGGCCCCUCGCAGGUCAGCAGGCCGCACCAGCGCGCCCACUACAAUGGCGCCUACUACCACGCCGAUGGUUCCAUCGUUCUCAACCGGGAGCUCGCCGAGCACAAACUCCCUCUUCUCGAUCUCGUUCUACUCACCAACCACCAAAAAGGAGCACAAAGGCAUCGCCAAGCACGUCGUCGCCAAAUCGGUCGUUCUACCCGGCAAUGGUGCAUUGGCGAUGUGGCAGAGGGUCGUACAAUAGCCCUGAGUGGGCAACAACUCCCUGGCGAGCAGCGUCGUCGCACGCCGUCUCUGGAGAGACAGGAUGCUUUCCGGGAUGCUCGCACAACAAAAUUUCUCACUAGUCCACAAGAUGCACGCGACAUUUCCGAGCUCUAUCGCGUCGGUCUUCUCUAUGACGACGAGCAUCUGCGCGGUCCUGGUUUCGGCUUCGAUGCCAUUGACCGUACUGAGCCCGAGUACACCAUACGUCAGGCCAAGCAGACACGGAAGACCAAGCCCUCAGGGGUCCCGUACGACGACGACCUGCAACUGGCACUGGACCUUUCGCUUGCGGAACUUGGACACGACGAGCCCUUUGCUCAGUUUCUCUGUUCCCCCGGUCUUGAAGAGCCCUCCUCGGAUGAUGAAUCCACCAACAGCACCAACAGCACCUACAGCGCCCGACUUGCACCCCUGCAUUUCGUCUCUGAACUGGUGCACUCCCCUGAGUAUUUUAGCGACAACACCCUCACCAUGAUGACAGACUCCGAGUCCGAAUCCGAAUCGAUUUCAUUCCCCAAAGACAAUGCAUGUAAGAUACGUCGGAAAGGAAACCGCGAACUGCAUGCUGCGAAUCACGACGGUGCCAACGCCUGGAUGAUGCUGGGUGACGGCUCGUAG